CUAUACUAUGGACUGCUGUAAAAUGUUUAAUUUUCAAAAGUUGGUAGCCCUGUUAAAGUAAUAUGGCCGCCAAAUUAAUCAGUUGUGCUAUAUCAUCUACGCGAAAUAUUUAGCCAAAAAUAACGAAAAGUGCGCAAAAUAAACAUAGAAGAAAGUGUUAUUUACUUGUUUUGACUGUUUUAUUAAUUUUAAAGAACCAAAAUGAAGAUCACCCUUAAGAAUCUACAACAACAAACUUUUGUAAUUGAUAUAGAACCGACAAAAACGGUCAGGGAACUAAAACAGAAAAUAGAGAGCGAGAAGGGUAAAGACUACCCCUCAGAUAACCAGAGACUGAUUUAUGCAGGUAAAAUACUUACAGAUGAGACAGCUCUCUCGGAGUACAACAUCGAUGAGAAAAAAUUCAUCGUCGUUAUGGUCACGAAACCCAAACAGCCGGAGAAAACGGAAAGUGGCGACGGCAAUGCAGCUGUGACAACCACAAUGACAACAAGCACAACUCCUACCCCGGCAACCCCUCAACCAGCCCCCACCCCUGCUCCUACAGAGGAGACAACGCCGACGCCGCCCGCAGAGUCAGCACUUGCCGACGUACCAUCCACAAUCAGCAGUGCUGCCGAGUCUGCCCUCUUAAUGGGCGAGGACUACGAGAACAUGGUGAGAAACAUAAUGGACAUGGGCUACGCAAGGGCCCAGGUCGAGUUAGCCUUAAGGGCGAGUUUUAACAACCCCGACAGAGCCGUGGAGUAUCUCAUCAACGGGAUACCCAUAGUGGAUGUGCAGGAUGCUGUAAACGAAUCGGCCGACAUGUCUGGCGUGGACGAGAGACAGUCCGACGCGGACGAUCCUCUGGCCUUCUUGAGGAACCAGCCGCAGUUCCAGCAGAUGCGGCAGGUCAUCCAGCAGAACCCCCAGCUCUUAAACGCUGUAUUGCAGCAGAUCGGUCAGACGAAUCCCGCUUUGUUGCAGUUGAUUUCGCAAAACCAGGAGUCGUUCGUGAGGAUGCUCAACGAACCGUCGUCCGGCAAUCCCAAUCCCGCAGCCAGUACCGUCCCGUCAGGUGGGGCCUCGCUCGGGUCCCAGGCGGCCUCCGGGGGCGCGCCGCAAGGCAUGAUCCAAGUAACACCCCAGGACAAAGACGCUAUCGAGAGACUCAAAGCGCUGGGUUUCCCAGAGCACUUGGUGGUGCAGGCGUACUUCGCCUGCGAGAAGAACGAGAACCUCGCAGCAAAUUUCCUACUAUCUCAAAAUUUCGACGAAUAAUUACGCUUAAAAAUUUUUUUAAUUUGAUUUUUUAAAGCUUCCCACCCGAUCCCGAGGUCCGUUCGGCGUCGAUUUAGAUUCGACGGCGGGUGGUUGGUCUCUUUAAUCCAAUUUUUUUUUUUUCUAUUGUAAUAUUCAAUUAAAGCCCUGAGUUUGAGGUUGUAUUGUACUGUAACUUGCUGUAUAUAGGCUCCAAAUAAAAUUAAAUAGAAAAUUCCGCUUGAAACUUAUUCAUGUAAUAUAACGUAGCGACUUUUAUAAUGCCACUAAUGCAGUUAUUUAAUUAAUUUUAAUCGUUCUUCUGUUCCUUUCCUGGCUACUAUGAUGUUAUAGUAAAUUCUAGGAAAUAUAUUUAAACAGUGCAAUGUU
Anoplophora glabripennis (Asian longhorned beetle) is the source of this 1632-nucleotide messenger RNA. It is a transcript of the gene Rad23, whose product is annotated as UV excision repair protein RAD23 homolog B. The transcript has 6 exons. Gene Ontology annotation, molecular function: ubiquitin binding; polyubiquitin modification-dependent protein binding; proteasome binding. The record is from RefSeq and is a predicted model, not a curated record. Gene Ontology annotation, cellular component: cytosol; nucleoplasm. Gene Ontology annotation, biological process: proteasome-mediated ubiquitin-dependent protein catabolic process; nucleotide-excision repair. Bases 202 to 1263 code for a protein of 353 amino acids. Lineage: Eukaryota; Metazoa; Arthropoda; Insecta; Coleoptera; Cerambycidae.